CGUUUUGAGUGGUGAAAUGAGGUUAAAUAACGUUGGUUAAAAGUGAUCAUUAUUGCAAAACAAUCAUAGCCUACUGUAUUCUCGGUGUAGCUUAGAGUGUUUGUAAGCUUGAUUAUCCUACUAUAUAGUAUCAACUCCGUUCCUUUGUAAUAAGUGAAAGGAAACACAUAACAAAAUGACAACUGCUGCGAGGCCUACAUUUGAACCUGCCAGGGGUGGGCAAGGAAGAGGUGAAAAGGAUUUGAGUGCUAUCUCAAAACAAUAUUCAAGCAGAGAUUUACCUGGACACACAAAACUCAAAUUCAGAGAACAUGGGCAAGGUACAACUGAUGAACUGCGUGGUCGUGACUUCAGAAGGGAAUUGGAGGAACGUGAGAAAGAAAAGGAGAGGGGAGGUCGGCGCAUGCCUGAACCCAGAGAUUCCAAUAAGCGGCUGAAGCUAGAUCAGGUACCUGCAGCAAGUUUGGACGCUGACGAUCCGUUGAACGAGGAUGACUCUGAUGACGGGGACAGUGACGACGACACCGCACAGUUGCUAGCUGAGCUGGCGCGCAUCAAGAAGGAGCGAGCCUUGGAGACUCUGCGUAAGGAAACGGAGCGGCGACAGGAAGAGGAAAGGAUCAGAAUGGAGAACAUAUUGAGUGGGAACCCACUAUUGAACUACUCUGCGCAAGCAACUAAAUCUGAUCUUAAGGUGAAACGUCGGUGGGACGAUGACGUUGUGUUCAAGAACUGUGCUCGAUCCGAGCCGGAGAAGAGCAAGAAUACAUUCAUCAACGACUCACUUCGGUCAGAGUUCCACAGAAAGUUCAUGGAAAAAUAUGUAAAAUAAGAGUUUCCGUGCAGUGUUUAAUAGUGUCUCGGUCAGUCUUGAGAUGGACGAAUCACGAAAUAAAAUUGACUUGAUAGUGUUGAAAUCCGUAAAUACAUGACAUAACUUGCAGUGUUUUAAUUAUUAUUUUUU
Messenger RNA from Macrosteles quadrilineatus (aster leafhopper), 964 nucleotides. RefSeq names its product protein CWC15 homolog. Lineage: Eukaryota; Metazoa; Arthropoda; Insecta; Hemiptera; Cicadellidae. Gene Ontology annotation, biological process: mRNA cis splicing, via spliceosome. Gene Ontology annotation, cellular component: catalytic step 2 spliceosome. Bases 176 to 832 code for a protein of 218 amino acids. The record is from RefSeq and is a predicted model, not a curated record. The transcript is spliced from 4 exons. Gene Ontology annotation, molecular function: RNA binding.